Messenger RNA from Plasmodium cynomolgi strain B, 2922 nucleotides. Its product is annotated as asparagine-tRNA ligase. Gene Ontology annotation, biological process: aspartyl-tRNA aminoacylation. Gene Ontology annotation, molecular function: ATP binding; aspartate-tRNA ligase activity; RNA binding. Bases 1 to 2922 code for a protein of 973 amino acids. The transcript has 2 exons. Lineage: Eukaryota; Apicomplexa; Aconoidasida; Haemosporida; Plasmodiidae. The record is from RefSeq and is a predicted model, not a curated record. Gene Ontology annotation, cellular component: cytosol; aminoacyl-tRNA synthetase multienzyme complex; cytoplasm.
AUGAAACUUGCAAGGGGGGUGCUCCUCCUGUGGCGCAUGCACAUGAUGACGUACCUGCACAAGCCCAUCCUCUGCUACAAGCAGAAAGGAAACUGCAACUUAAAAUUAAGUCAAGGAGCCCCUAGGAGAGAACGCCUGGCCUAUGUUAGAAGUUCAGCGUUAGUGGGGCGGAGGCCCAGCGAGUGCUUUAGCAACAACUGCUUUAGCAACAACUGCCUUAGUAGCAACUGCCUUCCCCGAAGUGACUUUUCCUUUUUCUAUGGAACUGCAAAUCGCCAAAAUUGCUACUCGACGUAUGAACAGAUAGUCCACUACAUUGAGCAGAGACGAGGGGAAUUCUCUUCGUGUAGUAGUCCCUCUAGGGAAGCUACUCAUCCAGAAGCAAAAACGAGGAGGACUAUUAUCGACCAGAAUUACACUCUCAUUAGAGGAAGGGUGGAACACAAAGUGAAGCAAUCUAAAAGGAUUUUCCUUCGCCUCAGACAAGACGGGGGAGUUUAUCUCACCUGUGUGUAUGAAAAAAAAGGAGGAUGUACUGAAGGGGAGGAUGAUCUGUAUAGCUAUAUAAAAAAGAUACGAAACGAAAGUGUGGUUGAUAUUGUUGGACGUGUGAAGGUACAUGGUGAUUUGAUCAGAUGUAGGGUUCCCUUUUUGGAAAGCAUACUAAAUGAGAAGUGCAUAGAGGUAGUCGUGAGCAGCAUCCGAUGUAUUUCAGAAGCGUUUGACGAUGUGCCCUUGUUGGUGAACGAGGGCAGGGCCUUUUGGGCGGCACGCACAGGUGGUGACAGCAUCAGUGGAAGUGACAGCAUGGGUGCAGGUGACAGCAUGGGUGGAGGUGACAGCAUGGGUGGAGGUGACAGCAUGGGUGGAGGUGACAGCAUGGGUGGAGGUGGCCGCAUCGAUGGAGAUGGCCGCAUAGAUGGAGAUGGCCGCAUAGAUGGAGAUGGCCGCAUCGGUGGAGAUGGCCGCAUAGAUGGAGAUGGCCGCAUCGAUGGAGAUGGCCGCAUCGGUGGAGAUGACCGCAUCGGUGGAGAUGACCGCAUCGGGGGUGUUGCCCGCCGGCCCGCUAAGCUAAACACCAGCGAAGUCAUCCUGAAGCUGCAACACCCCAGCCUCCACCACAGGCACCCCAUGAACCACAUCGUGUUCCAAAUUAAGAGCCGAAUUGCGCACCAGUUGAGGGAGAUGCUGCGGCGGGAUGGGUACACGGAGGUGUUCACGUCCAAGAUGGUUAACCUCGGGGGGGGAGGCGCCCAUGGGGAAGCGCCUAUCAGUGUGGAGGAGAACGUAGGUGACUCGGAAUCCAUCAAUGUGGAGGAGAACGUAGGUGACUCGGAAUCCAUCACUGUGCAGCAGAACGUAGGUGACUCGGAAUUCAUCAAUGGGGAACACACUGCAGAAGACGCUGCUACCGGCACGCGCACUACCUCCUCUUCCGUGGAACGACGCACCCGUUGGCAACUGAACGGAUCGGAAGGAGGCUCCAGGUGCUACAAAAUCGAGGGAGAAAAAGUGAUACUAGCCCAGAGUCCCCAAUUUUACAAGCAAAUGCUAAUUAACGCAGAUUUUGAGAAAAUCUACGAGAUGAACUACUCCUACAGAAAUGAGAAAUUCAACACAUCCAGGCACCUGAACGAGUUCCUUUCGUUAGACAUAGAGAGAGUAAUCUAUCACAAUUACUACGAAAUAAUUAUCCCCAUGUAUGAGCUGUUGAAACGAUUAAAUGAGUACCUACUUAAGACUUUUGGGGAGGAGUUAAGCUUGAUAAGCUCUUCUUUUGGAGGUCACCAUUUUGAGCCCAGCAAAAUUCCCGAUUCUCCUUUUGUGCUCUCCUUUUGCGAAGCUAGAGACAUACUAGACAGAUAUUUCUCAAGCUCGUUCAGAACUACUGCUGAUCAUGAUUACUCUCCAUUUGACAUACAAGAACGGGGGAGGAAGAAGUCACACGCAUUAUGCAACUUACCCAAGGGGGGUAUAAAAAUUCUCACCCAUGAGGAAAAGGAUGAAUUGAUGAAAAGGCUAUCAUUUGAGGCACCCCCUGGUGAAAUGCUACACAACGUAUACUUUAAUCAGAAGGUGGAGAGCAUAUACCAGGUGCACCAGGGAGGUGUCCGCACUGAUGGGAAGCCAUCCUCAGGGCAAGGGAACCAACACGACGAGAGUGUCUACGCCUUCCUAAACGGGUACAACCGAGACGAGCUCUACAAAAGGUUGCUACUAUCUCUUAACCGCUUAUAUGAUGGAGGUACCGCGGAAAAUGAGUCAGUUGACACAAACGACACAGCAUCCGCUGGAGAAAACGAUGCACAGGUCGAAUGCAAAUACUCCUUGUUGAACCUGCUACGCAAGAACCCACAGGAAGGAGACAACAAACUGUGUCUAACCGAAUCGAUGCAAAGCAAAGAGUUAAAGGAAAGGUACGUGAACUCUCCCGACUUCACCAAUGAAGAGCUGCAAUUCCUACACCAGUUUCUAAAAAAAAAUUUUGACGUGGAUCUAUUCAUAAUCGAUCAGUACCCAUGGCACCUCAGACCAUACUACACAGCACACAACCUCUACGACAUUAGGUUUACGAACAGCUUUGAUUUUUUCUACAAGGGAGUCGAAAUUAUUUCCGGCAGUCAGCGAAUCAACCACUUGCCCAUUUUGCUAUUCAAAGUAGUGAACACCUUUCGAUCGGUAGAGAACCCACAGAGGGAACUCUCCUGUGAAUUAUCCAUCUCGGAGAAGACCAACUUUUCCCUUUCGGAUUACCUCAAGAAAUGUGAAAAGCUAAUAUACAGCGACUCCACUUUAAGUAAGUACAUCAAUUCGUUUCGUUUUGCUUCGAAACCCCAUGGGGGGUUGGCGCUCGGCUUGGAACGCUACCUGCUGGCUGCGCUCAACCUGGGGAAUGUGAAGCGCGCCGUUUUUUGCGACUGA